Molecule: messenger RNA, 351 nt
Organism: Trachymyrmex cornetzi
Lineage: Eukaryota; Metazoa; Arthropoda; Insecta; Hymenoptera; Formicidae
Product: calcium and integrin-binding family member 3-like
Exons: 2
Biological process (GO): calcium ion homeostasis
Molecular function (GO): magnesium ion binding; calcium ion binding
Source: RefSeq, a predicted model, not a curated record
GAAAAUCCGUUUAGAGAACGGAUCUCGGAAGUUUUUACGCAACGCCAGGAUUCAGGACAAUCUACAUCCGAAGGAAUCUGUUUCGAGGAAUUUCUCGAGAUGCUGUCCGUGUUCUCCGAACAAGCACCGCGGGAUUUGAAAGUCUUUUACGCCUUCAAAAUUUACGAUUUCGACGAGGACGGGGUGUUGGGUCUGGGCGAUUUGGAGCGCACCUGUCGGCAACUGACUCGAGGUGGGCUAAGUGCCGAAGAGGUGACUACCGUGUGUCGAAAAAUUCUGGAGGAGAGCGACAUAGACGGCGACGGGGCUCUGUCCUAUCUAGAAUUCGAGCACGUUGUAACCAGAUCCUCC